This is a messenger RNA of Stegodyphus dumicola, 2998 nucleotides long. RefSeq names its product Mitochondrial calcium uptake 3 (gene MICU3). Gene Ontology annotation, molecular function: calcium ion binding. NCBI's taxonomy places the organism in Eukaryota, Metazoa, Arthropoda, Arachnida, Araneae, Eresidae. Gene Ontology annotation, cellular component: uniplex complex. Gene Ontology annotation, biological process: mitochondrial calcium ion homeostasis; calcium import into the mitochondrion. The record is from RefSeq and is a predicted model, not a curated record.
CUAAACUGUAGCCAUCAAAGCUGUUCUCCGAACAUUACGCAAGCUGUCUUUUUUCCUCUUUCCCAACAGGAAAAAGUCGAUUUAAUUAUCUGGCAACACUAAUGUGAAGUUGUAGAGCAGUAGAAGUUUUGCUUUCAAAUUUUGGAAUGUUCAGAAAUUUGGGAAUUCUUCAAAUGUUGUUGAGGUUUGGUCGGCGAUGCAAAGAUCAUCGCGGUCGCAAAGUAUUCAGUAUGAUUCAAGAUAAUAAAGAAAAGUUUUAUUACAUCGGUGCGAGCAUUGGCACCGGAAUUACACUGAUGAUUUUCAGUGACAAACUCCAAAAGUUUGGUACGAAACGCGACAUUGGCUUGGUCCGAGCGAAUCCACACUCAAAACCCAUCAAGGAUGAAGACGUACAGAUGUCCCAGUUAACUCAGAGAGAACGGAGGUUUAUUAAAUUUGCUUCAGUUGAAUAUGAUGGGCAAUUAUAUAUGACACCUCAAGAUUUUUUAGAUUCUGUAACUGAUACUGAUCCAAGACCACGACUCAAGAGAAAGGUGUUAACAAAAAAGGAACUUCACUCUUUGUAUGACAGUACACCACCAAGGCGCAAAGGAAGCACAAAUUUAUUUCGCUCUCUGCAUGAAAAAGGUAUCAUAUCAUAUACAGAAUACCUGUUUUUACUGUCUGUUCUCACAAAACCACAGUCGGGUUUUCGAAUUGCAUUUAAUAUGUUUGAUACUGAUGGCAACCAAAGGGUGGAUAAAAAGGAAUUUCUCGUGGUCCUACACCUUUUAGUAAAGUCUUUUUUUAAAAGAACAUCUGAAAAUAUAGGACUUUAUUCUGGUGUUCCACCUAAAGUUCUGGAGAAAAUCUUUAGCACUGUUGCAAGGAAAGGAAAUAUGUUGCGAAGGAAAGAUAGAUCUAAUGGUGAUGAAGAUGAUGAUUUUGAUACAGUUGAUACUACAUUACUUAUUCAUUUAUUUGGUAAAAAAGGAAAUGAAGAUCUUAGCUAUGAUGAUUUUUACAGGUUUAUGGAUAAUUUACAAACAGAAGUUUUGGAGUUGGAAUUUACAGAGUUUUCUAGAGGAAUGCCCACAAUAUCUGAAGUUGAUUUUGCUCGUAUCUUAUUAAGGUAUACUCUUGUGCACAGUAGUGAUUAUGAAGCAUACAUAGAAAGAGUGCAUGAGCGUAUUCCAGAUGAAAAGGGUAUAUCAUUUGCACAGUUUAAAGCAUUUUGCCAGUUCCUUAAUAAUUUGGAUGAUUUUUCCAUUGCAAUGAGGAUGUUUACAUUUGCAAAUAGGCCUAUUUCACAAGAGGAAUUUCAUCGUGCUGUUGCAAUCUGUACUGGCCAUAGCUUAGAUAGCAACUUAGUGAAUGCUGUAUUUCAAAUCUUUGACGAAGAUGGAGAUGGACAGUUAUCAUACAAAGAAUUUAUUGCUAUAAUGAGGGACAGGCUGCACAGAGGUUUCAAAUCUCAUCUCGUCAAAACAGAAGGAUGGGACGCUUUCAAGUCUUGCAUCAAAACAGAAAUGAGAAACUAAGUGAAAGAUUUGGAUUACACUUAGUACAAAAUAAUUUUCUACUAAUUUAAGGUUCAUUGUACAAGUAAGCUUCCAAGUGCAAGCACACUUUACAUAUACGUAUUGAAAGAUUAAAAUGUAAAAAAUAUGUUAUACAUUGAGUAUUUCUAUGUAUGUAGUUACUGUGAUAAGAAUGCAUUUUGCUGCUUUAGAAGAGUAAUUUGAGUUUUAUAAUGUAUACUCAUGUAUUCAUUACACAUACCCUAGAAGAUACAGUGAUCAGUCAAAUGUGAACAAUCUGUACAACCAAAUCAGUUUGGCAACCAUUUAAUUCAUAUCAUUUUAACUAACUUUCGGGCAAUGCUAGCUGCUUUCUACAUUAAUUAAUGAAGAAAAUCUCAUCCCUUUGUUAUAUUUUGAAGUAUAUGCAUGUUAUUAGUUACUUUUAUAAGUGAACAGAAAAAUCUAAGUUAGACCUGUUGCAUUUCUUAAAUUCUCAUGGUGUAUGAUAGCAGUGACUCAUUACAUAAUUACAGGAAAACUGCAUCUGAGAUAGUAAAACGAUUACUCUUUCUUGAGAAAAAAUAUAAAUUUAUUAAUAAAUAUGCUUUAACAUUUUUAACAAGAAAAGUUUUUUAUAUGCUUUUUGGUUCCAACUGUGAGAGGAAAAUUUACUUUCCUCAUUACUGUUAACUCUUUUUAAAAUUCAGUUACUGGAAAAUAGUCCUUAUAAAGUACGUCAUUGUUCAUUUUGAGAACAUGAAGCUACACUGAUGUAGUGAAUGCUGGAAAGUAUUAUUGUAGACUUUGGAAGUAAGUUCCAAAUUUUAUUUAUAAUUCUCCUAAUAAUUAUUGUUUAAUUUUACUUUUAAGAAAGCUCAAAUAUCUGAAUAGAAAAGCUCUACAAUUUUUACUUUAUAAUUAAAAUAUCAAAGCUAAUCGUUAUCACUGGUAGGUGUCACUGUACAUAAUAAAUGUAUUUAAAUAGUUUUCUUUUCAUAACUUUCUGGGAGCGGGAGCAGACAGUUGUUAUUGCAAGUAGUAAUUUUUUUCUAAUAAUUUUUGGAGCAAUAAAUAUUUUACUAUGCCAUUUCUUAUUUUAUAUGUAUAUAUUUUUUGGAUGAUGUUGAUGGUGACUCCCGGUGCUCUUAAUAUACAACCGAAUACCUGAAAACAUGUGAAUGGAAUGUAAUAUUUUGAUUGUUACACAUGCAGCAAAGAUAUAUUCCAAUAUACUCCAUUAUUUGUAAUUGGAGGUUUUUAAAUUAUGAGUAAUAUAUUGUUUUGCUAUAUUUUAGAAGUGUGAAAUACUCUGCCAAAGAAACUGAGUCUAAAAAUUAUAUUUUAAUUUGUUGAUUGUAUGUACUGUUGCUGUUUAUUUUAUAUGCAUCAUAACAAACCUGAAGUGCCCGUAUUUUUGUGCCUUUAGAAUGUAGUGCGAAAAGCGCUUGUUUCAAAGUUAAUAUAAUGGAACUGAAUAAAAAAUAAUAUUCAAA